AUGACCAGAGAACAACCACCAGCUACUUUUUACGUCAAUGCCGCUUUGUUUGACUGUGACGGUACCUUAGUCAACUCGACUGGUGCCAUUUCUGAAUUCUGGAGAGAAUUUGGAAAGACCAGACCACACUUUGACCCAGAAGAAGUCAUUAGAACUUCUCACGGAUGUCGUACAUUUGACGUCAUCAAGAAAUGGUCACCAGAAGAUGCCAUUGAACAACAAGUUACUGAAUGGGAGGGUAACAUUCCUGACUCAUUUGGCCACCACGCCAAAGCCAUUCCGGGUGCUGUUGAGUUGGUCAAAUCAUUCGACAAAUUCUCCAAAGAAAACACUAACGAUGGUAGACAGAGGUGGGCUAUUGUUACCUCUGGUACUUUGCCAUUGGCCACCAAAUGGUUGAAAUUGUUGACAAUUGAGAAGCCAAACACAUUCAUCACUGCUGAGAAAGUCACCAAGGGUAAGCCACAUCCACAAGGAUACUUGAAUGCCAGAGAGAAUUUGGGUUUCGGUGCUAACCACGCCAAGGUUGUUGUUUUUGAAGAUGCUCCAGCCGGUAUUUCUGCAGGUAAGGAUGCCGGUGCCAUGGUUGUUGGUAUUUGCUCAACCUACGACCCAGAAAAGGUUAAGAAUUCAGGUGCCAACAUUGUUGUCAAGGAUUUGACCAGCUUCCGCAUUGAAUCAUACAACGAGGAAACUGAGGAGUUUAAAGUUGUUGUUGACGAAUAUUUCUAUGCUGAUCCAGAAUACAUAGAAGCCACUGCUUAA
Molecule: messenger RNA, 765 nt
Organism: Lodderomyces theae
Lineage: Eukaryota; Fungi; Ascomycota; Pichiomycetes; Serinales; Debaryomycetaceae
Gene: RHR2
Product: glycerol-1-phosphatase
Exons: 1
Coding region: 1-765 (254 amino acids)
Biological process (GO): glycerol biosynthetic process; response to osmotic stress
Molecular function (GO): sn-glycerol 1-phosphatase activity; beta-phosphoglucomutase activity
Source: RefSeq, a predicted model, not a curated record